UCAUGGUGACGGCGCGGGGGUUUCAUGACUCACACAUCUGGGAGACUACCGUUAAACUGGCCUUAGCGGGACACCCGCCUUCUCUUCCUUUGACCCAGGUUGGAAUUGAAGAGAUGCUGUCAAGGGCCUGGGAUUCCCAGCCCAGAGUGAUCAAGUUUCCUCGAAAACAUCAGAGGAGCUCCCCUGCCAAUGGACUGAGGCGCCAGAAGAGAGACUGGGUCAUCCCACCAAUCAAUGUGCCUGAAAAUUCCCGAGGGCCAUUCCCCCAGAUGCUUGUCAGAAUUCGGUCAGACCAGGAUCAGGACAUCGGUAUCCGCUACAGCAUCACAGGAGCUGGGGCUGAUCAACCCCCCAGCGAUGUCUACAACAUAGAUCCUAUCCACGGGAAGAUGUACGUCACCAGGCCUCUAGACAGAGAGGAGCGGGCUUCCUACCACCUUCGAGCUCAUGCAGUGGACAUGAAUGGCAACCAGGUGGAGAAUCCUAUAGAUCUGUACAUCUAUGUAAUCGACAUGAAUGACAACAGACCUGAAUUUCAGAACCAAGUCUACAAUGGCUCUGUAGCCGAAGGAUCCAAACCUGGCUCAUCAGUGAUGCAGGUGACGGCCAACGACUCGGAUGACUACACCACAGCCAACGGCAUGGUGCGCUACCGCAUCCUGUCGCAGACGCCACAUACCCCCAUUCCUAACAUGUUCACCAUCAACAGUGAGACUGGAGACAUAGUUACCGUGGCCGCCGGGCUGGACAGAGAGAAAGUCUCCCAGUAUACCAUCAUCGUCCAGGCCACAGACAUGGAAGGCAACUUGAACUUUGGUCUUUCCAACACAGCCACCGCCCUCAUCUCCAUCACCGACAUUAAUGACAAUCCCCCAGAGCUGACAGUCAGGACGUUCUCUGGGGAGGUGCCAGAGAACAAGGUCAAUGUGGUGGUGACCAACCUGACAGUGAUAGACAGAGAUCAGCCCCACAGCCCCAACUGGAACGCCGUCUACCGCAUCGUCAGCGGCGACCCCUCCGGACACUUUGCCAUCCGCACCAACCCCAUCACCAAUGAGGGCAUGGUCACAGUUGUCAAGCCAGUGGAUUUUGAGAUGAACCGAGCCUUCAUGCUUACAGUGGUGGUGUCUAACCAGGCCCACCUGGCCAGCGGCAUCCAGUCUUCACUUCAGUCCACGGCAGGGGUCACCAUCUCCGUCCAGGAUGUGAACGAGCCGCCUGUCUUCCCCGUGAACCCCAAACUCAUCCGCUUUGAGGAAGGUGUACCAGCAGGGACCACCCUUACCGUUUUCGCUGCUCAGGAUCCUGACCACUUCAUCCACCAGACUGUCAGAUACUCCAAGCUGUCAGACCCAGCAAAUUGGCUUAAGAUCAACAGGACAAAUGGUCAGAUCACCACCAUGGCCCUGCUGGACAGAGAAUCCAUUUUUGUCAAGAACAAUGUGUAUGAGGCCACAUUCCUGGCCUUCGACAAUGGCUCCCCCCAGGCCAGCGGGACUGGAACCCUCCAGAUUUACCUGAUCGACGUGAACGACAAUGCUCCGGUGCUGAUGCCGCGGGAGGCCCAAGUCUGCGAGCGUCCUCACCUUAGCGCCAAGGUCAACAUCACAGCAUCAGAUGCCGACACCGACCCUAAUGUAGGGCCCUUCGUCUUCGAGUUGCCCUCCUUUCCCACUAGCGUCCGCCGAAAUUGGACAAUUUCUCGUCUCACUGGUGACUAUGCCCAACUAAGGCUGAAGAUUCCCUACCUGGAAGCAGGGGUGUACGACAUUCCUGUAAUCGUGUCUGACUCGGGGAACCCUCCCCUGUCUAACCGCUCCAUUAUCAGGAUCAAGGCGUGUCCCUGUGACGAGAACGGAGACUGCACCACCACGGGAGCCGUGGCUGCUGCCGGCCUCGGCACCGGGGCUAUCAUAGCCAUACUCAUCUGCAUCAUCAUACUGCUCAGCAUGGUGCUGCUGUUUGUGGUGUGGAUGAAGCGCAGGGAGAAGGAGCGUCAGGCCAAGCCCCUGCUCAUUGACCCAGAGGACGAUGUCAGAGACAACAUCUUGAAAUAUGAUGAGGAGGGAGGAGGAGAGGAGGACCAGGACUAUGACCUGAGCCAGCUGCAGCAGCCGGAGUCUCUGGACCACAUCAUCAAUAAGCCUGCAGGGGUGCGCAGGGUGGACGAAAGGCCUGUGAUUGCCGAGUCCCAGUACCCUGUCAGGCCUAGUCUGCCUCAUCCCGGAGACAUAGGAGAUUUCAUCAAUGAUGGCCUGCGGGCAGCCGACAACGACCCCACAGCCCCUCCAUACGACUCCCUGCUGGUGUUUGACUAUGAAGGCAGCGGCUCCACUGCCGGCUCUGUCAGCUCACUCAACUCCACCAGCUCAGGCGACCAGGACUACGACUACCUCAACGACUGGGGCCCUCGCUUCAAGAAGUUGGCUGACCUCUACGGCGGAGGCGACGACGACUGA
Lampris incognitus (smalleye Pacific opah) is the source of this 2459-nucleotide messenger RNA. RefSeq names its product cadherin 4, type 1, R-cadherin (retinal) (gene cdh4). The record is from RefSeq and is a predicted model, not a curated record. Gene Ontology annotation, biological process: adherens junction organization; multicellular organism development; calcium-dependent cell-cell adhesion. Gene Ontology annotation, cellular component: adherens junction; catenin complex; plasma membrane. Gene Ontology annotation, molecular function: calcium ion binding; cadherin binding. The transcript is spliced from 14 exons. The coding region runs from base 3 to 2459 and encodes 818 amino acids. Lineage: Eukaryota; Metazoa; Chordata; Actinopteri; Lampriformes; Lampridae.